AUGUCCACGCCACUCACAGAGAGUGGUCACCUGACAGGAGGAGGAUUCAAAACCAGCAACCAGAGUGGUCCCAGCUCCUUCAAGCUCAAGGAUCUAGGGGAUCCUGAUGAGUCUCCAGAGAAGAGCGCAGGAGAGGAGGAUGGAGGGAGGUGGCCUGCUGGCCUGGGGGUGUUCUCUUCUGCCUCACUGUCAGCCUUCUGCUUCAAGGCCAUAUUUAACCAGAAGGCCUUCUGUCCAGUCAUCAACUCCAGCCUCCCCGCUCAUGUCAACAUCUCCUUCACCCUGUCUGCCAUACUGGCAGUGAUCUGGGAAAACCCACUCAGCAGCUGGGACCCAGAAGAAUAUGGUGAUAUCAAUAAACUCACUGUGACAGCUGAGAACCCAUGGUUCCCAGACAUCUUCAUCAUGGAAUCGUGGGAAAUAGGUACUUCAAGUGACACUGUCCAAACACAGUGGAAGUGGGAGCUCCUGGGCAUCAACAAGGCCACCCUGAAGAUACCUGUGAGUUCCAGUCUUUUUGACCAAAUCAUGUUGUCUGUGGCCAUCCGGUGCAGGCCCAGCCUCUGUGUGAUAAACUUUCUGGUGCACAGUGGCUUUCUGGUUGCCAUCGAUGCCCUCAGCUUCUACCUACCAGCAGAAAGUGCGAAUCAUGCCCUAUUCAAGGCCACCCUUCGGCUGGGCUGCAGCGUCUUCCUGCGCAUGGUGAAUAUACUACUCCCCGCUAGUGUCACCCAUCAUCAUCGUGGUACCUGUGGACUUGCCUCAAGCCUGCUUCUUAUCCCCACCCCAGGUGUCUACUGCCUGUCCCUGAUGGUGGGCAGCCUGCUGGAGACUGUCUUCAUCACCCACCUACUGCAUGUGGCCACCACCCAGCCCCCAUCCAUGCCUCGGUGGCUCCACUCCCUGCUACUCCACUGCACCAGCCCAGGGAGAUGCUGUCCCACUGCGCCCCAGAAGGGAAAUAAGAGCUUGGGUCUCACCCCCACCCACCUGCCUGGCACAAAGGAGUCGGGGGAGUUAGCAGGGAAGGAGUUGAGACCCAGAGAGACCGAGCUAGAUGGGGGCUCAGGAUGGACAAAGGCCCAGCUAGUGGAGCUGUGGGUGCAGUUCAGCCACGCGAUAGACACCCUGCUCUUCUGCCUCUGGAACACCUAG
Molecule: messenger RNA, 1155 nt
Organism: Rhinopithecus roxellana (golden snub-nosed monkey)
Lineage: Eukaryota; Metazoa; Chordata; Mammalia; Primates; Cercopithecidae
Product: 5-hydroxytryptamine receptor 3C-like
Biological process (GO): chemical synaptic transmission; regulation of membrane potential; nervous system process
Cellular component (GO): synapse; neuron projection; membrane
Molecular function (GO): transmembrane signaling receptor activity; extracellular ligand-gated monoatomic ion channel activity; neurotransmitter receptor activity
Source: RefSeq, a predicted model, not a curated record